GUACGCACAGCUUUCCUGCCAGAUGAGCCUUUCGGGCCAGCGCCAGAGGCGCUGGGCCCUCCGGUGCUUUCCUUCGCCUCCAGCGCCUUUUGGGCACUGCCGCAUCUGCCGCUCCACGUGCUGAGAAAAAUGCUGGCGCCGCUGGGCCGGCCGGAGGCGGAGCAGCUGGCACGCGCGGUGCCCCCCUGGCUGCCCUUCCUCACCUUUGCCAAUCUCAUGGCCACUUGUGGCGAGGAGGGCUAUGCCUGGCGGGAUCCAGAGGCCCGGCCCUUGCUGGAGACCUUCUGCCAGCGGCAUUUGCAGGGGAGGGAGCUCAGCUUCAUCGACGGAGAGUGGCUGCCAGAAAUCCUCCGGGGCCUUUGUGACCGUGUGGCAAAGAUCUUCUUGGAGGAGUCCUUCAUGGACGGCCUCCUCGCCAGCUUGCUGUGGGCCUUCUCGGCCAAAGCCAUGCCCCAGGAGUGCCAGAAGGUGGUAUGGGGCGCUGAGGACCCCGCUCUGCUGCGGCUCUUGGACCGUGCGCUGCCCAGCUCCCAGCCGCUCUUCUGGCGCCUGGAGGACUACGCAGCGCCGGAGGCGAUGGGAUCACAGCUGGCCAGCGACGCCAGGACAUGGCCCAGGAUCAUCGCUGCCCGAGCGGCCGAGGCGCCCAAGCCAGCGCAGCUCCCCCCGCCUGUCGACUUGAAUGCGCUCGAGUAGCC
Messenger RNA from Effrenium voratum, 698 nucleotides. Lineage: Eukaryota; Dinophyceae; Suessiales; Symbiodiniaceae. The record is from the annotation of a GenBank genome assembly.